Molecule: messenger RNA, 1866 nt
Organism: Lasiosphaeria miniovina
Lineage: Eukaryota; Fungi; Ascomycota; Sordariomycetes; Sordariales; Lasiosphaeriaceae
Exons: 1
Coding region: 60-1811 (583 amino acids)
Source: RefSeq, a predicted model, not a curated record
UGAUCCACCGGGCUGCCUAAAUAUCUUAGAUUGGCGAAGCACUUCCAUCUACCUUCACAAUGACGGAGGCACACCCCCAUUUUAUUGGAACCUAUCUCGUUGCCUCGAACAACGAACAUGCACUCGCCGACGAUUGCCAUACCCUCACGGACAAGGACCACCCUCGCAAGACGGAUGUGCACCGCAGGCUCAUCUUCAUUUGUGAUGGAACGAGCAACAACCCAAUCAAGGACGCCGGCGUUGACACGACGAACCCCGGCAGGAUGGCCUCCAUGUUCCUAAGUCGGUCAGACGGCCCCCAACCAGCCGUACCCAACAACGUGGUCCAAAACAAGCAUGAUAAUAGCAAAGUCUGGGAACAGAUCAUCGUCAUUCAACCUGGGCUGGGGAACGACGGACGAGGACACAAACACUUGGAUCUGGCGAGCGCCAGGCACAUCGUCCCGAUCGUGGUGUCCUUGGUUCGGGCCGCGUCUCUUUUCAACCUCAAAGUAGGGGAUGCAAUCUCCCUCAUCGGCUUCUCCCGCGGCUCGACGACCGCAUUGAUAUUGAUGGCGAUAUUUGCCCGCUGGGGUCCCCUGGACAUGGAUAAGUUCCGGGCGAUCCACCAAGAACCAUACAAGAGAGAUGGCGUGAAGGGCGACGUGCUCGACACCGCUAUCACGGAAAUGGUACAGAAGUUCAUCAUCUGCAAGGGCUCGGGGGCAAUCCCUGCCCCGUUUGACGGCUUCAUUGUUAAAAACAUCAAGAUUGACUUCGUUGGCGUUUACGACCCUGUUGCAUCACUCGGAUUCCCGGAUGUCGGCGGAUUGGACAGCCAAAAACACACUCUUGAUUUCGUCUUGGAUCUUGACGGCCUCUCCACAAUCGGGCAGGUGGCCGUGGCCGUCUCGGACUCGGAGCACCGGGAAAGCUUUAAGCCGUUUCUUCCGCACAAGAGUGCCGCCGCAACGAACGCGAACACGACAAAGCUUUCUAUUACCGUCUUCCCGGGGUACCAUACAUCGAUUGGUGGAGGCGCCGGCAUCCACGACCCAGUGCAGUCGCUCACCUUGGUUUGGAUGACCGGGCACGCCAUCGAUGCCGGGCUUCAAAUAAACGAAAACGCCCUGAUCGACAUGGCCCUCCCGGCUUAUGGUUUCACGCCCAAGCAUAUGCUCAACGAUUCAAAGAAAGGCUUUUUCAAGGCUGGCGGCGACUUCCACAGAUUGGAAUUUGGGCCGGUGGCCAAGUGGCAUCCCAGCAUGAAGCAGCCGAGAUUUACAGAACUCACACAUGUCAACGAGCUGCCCAAGGAGACCACCGACAAGAAGGACAAUAAAGGUCACGAGACGUGGUUGAGUAACCCUGCCAAUGAGGACCAUCUGUCUACGCUAGAGGUCAAGUUCAACGCCGAAAGAGAAGGCUUCCUCAACACCAGACUGGCGCACUUGAAGAGUCACCUGGCCGAGAUAGGGCUGUACGACUAUCUCAGGCACGACGAGAACGGCAUAAAAGUGCGGACGGUGAAACAAGACGGCGCUGCGCUGCACGCAUGGUGGAAGGAGCUUGGAGAUCACCCGAUUGCCAAGAUACUCAAGUGGGGUGUGACAUUCAACGAGGAGGAAUACAAUGCGACCAAGGCGAAUGUCAUGGAAGAUAUCAAAGCGAGUGAGGUGAGGGAGCAGGCUUACCUUGACGCGGAUAUAUCAAAGGAGCACUACGACUCUAUUUGGCAGCACGCCGUCGGCGCGUCCUUGCAGGAGCUCCUUAAACUAGCACAUCGUGGUAUUCCUAUCAACAGGGUCCCGAGGAGGCUGCCUAUGGCGUAAUUUAACCCGUCGCCCGAGUCUUGCGGCUAUAUUUCGACACGCCGCGGCGCUCCCU